AUGAUCCUGGAAGGAGUCCAGCCGACCGAGGUGACGAUGCUGGCGGUCAUCGCUGCGUGCUCGGCUAUGGAGUCACUCUGGGAAGGUAUAGUCAUUCACCGUUUGACAGACUCUGUAAGUUCUUCACGGACACGGCUGUGCAGGUGCGCUCAUCUCCAUGUACCCAGGCACCUCAAAUCCAGCGCAAACUGCUGGAACGCGAUGCUGGUAGCUUACGAGGACGGUGUCCGGCUCUACUGGGAGAUGAGCUCCGCAGGGAUCAAAGCCAACGAGGGGACUUUCGCUGGAGCUCUCGCUGCUUGCUCGAUGCCUGGAGCCGUGAGAGAAGGAUACAGGAUCCACGAGCAAGUCUCUUCCAGCAGAUAUAGCUCCGACCUCAGCCUCAAGACCGCUCUCGUCCACAUGUACGCCAGGUGCAACCAGGUUGACGCUGCGUUCCACGUCUUCGAGCAGCUCCAACCGGACGUGAUGGCCUGGAACGCCAUGAUCGCGGCCUACGCUCAAAACGGUGGCACGCUCUCGAGCUCUACAGCAAGAUGUGUGGCAAGCUCGACGUAUGUUCGAGAGGAUGGAUGCCAAGAACGCCGUGUGUGCUGGCACGGGAUCAUCGCAGCCCACGCUCACCAUGGCUACGGCAUCGACACGCUCUGGUUCUACCGCCUCUUCGAGCUCCACGGCUACAAACCGCUGGAGCCGACUUUCCUGUUGGCGUGUGGCCACACCGGCCUCGUUGACGAGUGUAAGUGGUACUUCCAGUCGAUGAUCGAGGACAGGAUCACUCCAACUUUCGAUCACUACUCGGGCGUUGUGACGGUUCUAUCGCGCGCUGUGAAGCUGGAGGAGGCUGAGGAUUUGCUCCACAGCAUGCCGUUUAAUCCUGGCAGCGUGGGGUGGACGAGCUUGCUGGGGGCGUGUGGAACUCACGGGCAUUUGAAGCGGGCUAGGAGAGCGGCGGACGAGGCUAUGGAGCUGGAUCGACAUGACAGUGCUCCAUACGUGCUGCUCUCCAACGUUAACAUCUCUGUUGCGUCGGGGUGUCUGCGCAGGAAAACCAAGCACAAUCAUCCUAAGCAAAGAAGGAUAAAAGUUUAUAGUCUCCCGCCCAUUUUGUGA
Messenger RNA from Selaginella moellendorffii, 1113 nucleotides. Its product is annotated as pentatricopeptide repeat-containing protein At2g02980, chloroplastic. The coding region runs from base 1 to 1113 and encodes 370 amino acids. Gene Ontology annotation, molecular function: protein binding; RNA binding. The transcript has 2 exons. Gene Ontology annotation, biological process: RNA modification. The record is from RefSeq and is a predicted model, not a curated record. NCBI's taxonomy places the organism in Eukaryota, Viridiplantae, Streptophyta, Lycopodiopsida, Selaginellales, Selaginellaceae.